Molecule: messenger RNA, 423 nt
Organism: Trichobilharzia regenti
Lineage: Eukaryota; Metazoa; Platyhelminthes; Trematoda; Strigeidida; Schistosomatidae
Source: the annotation of a GenBank genome assembly
AUGAUUUGCGAGGAGGAACCAAAAUUGUCUGCUUCUGUUAUUAAAGAUUUUGAUAAUAAUGAGGUUGACCAGAGAGAUGAUGGUAAAUUCAAUAUUCGUGAUAAUGAUGAUGAUAGUGAACAUUUGUCUUUUGUUGAUCAUUAUGAAAUGGAGGGAAUGCCUACUACCGCUAUGCUAAUUAAAGGUUCUGUACAAAUUGAACGUGAAGUAGAAAGAGAUGCAGUUGCAGGAGGCAUACAUACUUGUGAGACCGUCACUGUGAGUGAUCAGCAUGUAGCCCGCCUAUCAUCAGAUGCUAGUGCUAAACCUGAGCUGAUAGUAAAAGACAGCAGUGGUAGUGGUCUUGCAGGUAGACAAAUUUCUGAAAGUCGAGCAACAACAGGUCCUGAUCCACCGUUAACUUCAUCAACUGGUAUAAUAUAA